GUAUGUAUGAAUGGGAGUGUAGAUGUACAUACGUAUGUAUAGUACGUGAAUGCCUGACGGUGCAGUUUAUGCAUGUUAAUAAUCACCAGUAAAAAAUAUUUUGUAAAUUAAGUGAUAUAAAUUAAAGAAAAGCCAAACAUACUUAAAUAAAAGAGAAGAAAUGCCUCAAUAUUCGAUAUUCUGUUUUAGUUAAAGUAAAAUGGGGAAAAGAACAUUUUCCUAAUGUAGAAGUUAAUACAGAUGAAGAACCAAUGUUGUUUAAAGCACAACUUUUUGCACUGACAGGAGUACAGCCUGAAAGGCAAAAAGUUAUGUUAAAAGGAAUGACAUUAAAGGAUGACGAUUGGGGUAAUAUCAAGUUGAAAGAUGGUAUUACUGUUUUAAUGAUGGGCUCUAAGGAAGAAGAUGUACCAGCAGAGCCAACUGAAAAACCAUUAUUUUUAGAAGAUAUGAAUGAAUCUGCAUUAGCUACUGCUUUAGAUUUACCAGCUGGCUUGACAAACUUAGGAAAUACUUGUUAUCUUAAUGCAACUGUACAGUGCCUAAAAACUGUUCCAGAGUUGAGAGAUGCUCUAAAGAAUUUUUCAGGAGGACUUGCAGCUGCUGGUAGUUCAUCGCUUGUACCUGCACAAAGUAUAACGGCUGCGUUAAGAGAUUUAUAUGAUAGUAUGGACAAAGGAUCAUCUUUGCCACCUGUUGUCCUUGUCCAAAUGAUGCAUCUAGCAUUUCCAAGAUUUGCUGAAAAAUCUGAGCAUGGUGGAUUUCAGCAACAAGAUGCUAAUGAAUGUUGGACUGAACUUAUUAGAAUGUUGCAACAAAAAUUACCAGCGAAGGAAAAUCCUGUUGCCUUAGAAAAUAAUGGACAAAGUUACAAGCCACGUUCAUUAAUUGAACAGUAUUUUGGAGGAACAUUUAAUACAGAAUUAAAAUGUAUAGAAUCUGAGGAUGAACCUCCUACUAAGGGAAAAGAAGAAUUUUUACAACUGAGUUGUUUUAUUUCUACAGAGGUUAAAUACAUGCAUUCUGGACUUAGAAAUAAAAUGCAGGAGCAAAUUACAAAAAUGUCACCAACUCUUGGCAGAGAUGCAGUGUAUACAAAAACGUCAAAAAUUAGCAGAUUGCCAGCAUAUUUAACAAUCCAAUUUGUACGCUUUUAUUAUAAAGAGAAAGAAGCAAUUAAUGCAAAAAUUCUCAAAGAUGUUAAAUUUCCUCUUGAAUUCGAUGUUUUUGAAUUGUGUAGCAGUGAACUUCAAACUAAACUUACACCGAUGCGAGAAAAAUUUAAAGAAUACGAAGAUCGUUUAGUGGAAGAAUCACGUAACAUAAUCAAUAGGAAAGAUAAAACAGAAAGUAAAAAGAAAGUUAAACAAGAACCGUUUUGGUUUCCAGAUGAUAUAGGAUCAAAUAACAGCGGUUAUUAUACAUUACAAGCAGUCCUAACACAUAGGGGACGAUCAAGUAGUAGUGGCCAUUAUGUAGCUUGGGUUAGACAGAAAAGUGAUACAUGGUUAAAAUGUGACGAUGAGAACGUUACCGCUGUAACUAGUGAAGAAGUACUAAAACUUAGCGGUGGUGGCGAUUGGCAUUGCGCAUAUGUUCUUUUAUAUGGCCCAAAAAUUUUAGAAGUACCUGAUUCAGAUAACAAUGAGGAUUCACUUACUAAAUAAUUCUUAUAUAUAUAACCAACCAAGUUUCCAUAAAGAUUAAGACAAAUGGAACACAAUUCCAACUUGCAUCUAUUCGAUAAAAAUGCAUUUUUUUUUUAUACAAACGGUCAUCAAUAUAAUUUCAAUAUUAAGGUCUAUAGAAUACCAUUUGCAAAAUCAAUGGCAGUUAUUUUCUACCGAAUUAUAGAAAUCUAAUAACGAUGCAUUACGUAUAUAAUUUUUACAUAAUGUGAAUACGCAAGAUCUAUGUACAUUCAUUGAUUUUAUACGCUUAAAAAAACGUGGUGAUAACGAAUCUUUGAAUUACAUAAAAAUAGAUAAUUGUAAACCAUUAAAGUGUUCUUUUAUAACAUUACAAUAAAAUUGCAAUUAAAAUUAA
Messenger RNA from Bombus terrestris (buff-tailed bumblebee), 2046 nucleotides. RefSeq names its product ubiquitin carboxyl-terminal hydrolase 14 (gene Usp14). Gene Ontology annotation, molecular function: proteasome binding; protein binding; cysteine-type deubiquitinase activity. Bases 252 to 1667 code for a protein of 471 amino acids. The record is from RefSeq and is a predicted model, not a curated record. The transcript is spliced from 6 exons. Lineage: Eukaryota; Metazoa; Arthropoda; Insecta; Hymenoptera; Apidae. Gene Ontology annotation, biological process: protein deubiquitination; proteasome-mediated ubiquitin-dependent protein catabolic process; regulation of proteasomal protein catabolic process.